Triticum turgidum subsp. durum (durum wheat) is the source of this 255-nucleotide messenger RNA. The record is from the annotation of a GenBank genome assembly. Lineage: Eukaryota; Viridiplantae; Streptophyta; Magnoliopsida; Poales; Poaceae.
AUGGAGAGCUCAGGGACGACUGCUCGCAGGAGAGCCGCUCAUUUAAAAAUCCUGCUCUUGCAUGGAGACGCUGAUCCUGAAGUACCAUACGAAACCAGUAUAUGGUACGCUGAGUUUCUGCGAACCUCAGGCUUUUCAGUGGAUUUUAGAACCUUCAACGGACUGCAGCAUUUUUGGACGUACCGUGAGAUGGAUUAUGUCAAGCAGUGGCUCCGCCCUAGGAUCGCAGUGCCCAGAAUCACAAUUAAGUACUAA